AUGUACCUAACUACCAUAAUUAAUUUUUUAGAUCAAGAUGAAAAUGCAAUUAUUUUAGAACAGGAAGCCAUAUCAACAUAUACAACAUUGCCUGGUGUUCGACUAAAGUCUUUAGUCUAUAUGGAUAAUUUAGGCUAUAGAUAUUACAAAAAUAACAGUCGUAAUAAUAAAAUUUAUUUGGUAUGUGAAAACCAAAAAAAUCGAACUGAAUUCUGUCCAACCACUGCAAUUAUAAGUGUGGACAUGAAAGAAAAUUGGAUUAGGACUAAUAGGAACCAUAACCAUUAUCCACCAGUAGUUGAUAUUCCAAUGGUCCAUUUAAGGAGAAGUAUUGGAUUGGCAGGAACAAGUACUGGAAGAACAUCAAAUUCAAUAAGAAAUAUUUAUAACAAUGAAAUAAUUGCAAAUCCAGAUGGUGCAAGGAAUUAUACAUUUCUCCAAUCACAAGCAAGUGUACAAAGAAUGCGUCAUUGUCGACGUCCACCAAACCCAGACACUAUUGAAGAUUUGGCAGGUAUUCUGAAUGAACAUAUGGCAUAUGCAUCAACCUUGCAGCAUCCGCCUUCAAGGUUUUUUCAACAACUAUUUGAAGCUGAGGGAGAAACUGUUGGAUUAGUAUUUUUUAAUUUAGAUGCCAUCGAAAAGUAUAGAAAUGAGCUUUUAUCUGUCAGAGUUGCAGGAAUUGAUGGAACCUUUAAAACAGUACCAAAAUGUCCUUCUCAGCUUACUAAUGGUUGCCUUCUGACCUUUCAUGUACUUUUUCAUAAUGUUUCUUUUCCAAUGGUAUAUGCUCUCACAUCGAAAAUGACGCAAGCAACAUAUGAAUCGUUCUUCCAUAUUGUUUUGAGAAUUUUGCCAUUGAAUUAUGCUCAACUGACUAUAGUUACAGACUAUGAAAGAGGCUUGAUGAAUGCUGUGAGAAGCAUUUUUAAUGAAAGCAAUCUGCAAGGUUGUUGGUUUCAUUUCUGCCAAGCUGUUAUUCGAUACUGCCGAAGAACCUUAAAUAGUGUUUUUCACUUAUUUCAAAAUAGCCCAGAAGCCAAUCGAGUAUUAAGAAUGGUAUUGGCAUUGCCUCAUCUCCCAGCAGAAGUACACCCUGAGUGUCAAUUCACUAUGGCCGAAGGGUUUAAUACCAUAAUUGAGUAUGCCAAUGGUAUUGAAGAAAUAUCAGAACGAUUACAAGGUUUUUUAAUUGGGUAUAUUCAACAGUUUUGGUUUAAUCAAAUAGGUGCCUCAUGUAUAAGUGUUUUUGGGUCAGAUAUUCGUACAAAUAAUUAUCUAGAAUCUUUCCAUUCCACAUUGCUGUCACAACUUGGAAGGCACCCCAAUAUCUGGGAUUAUAUGCCAAGAUUGUUGUCUAUUGAAAACCAGUAUUACAUAGAAAUGGGCCAAGCUAGGAGAAAUUUAACCAUUAGAAACAAUACAACACGGGUCCGACGAGCUGAAACUUCUUCUAAUAUAAGACACUAUCUUCAGUUAUUAAAUGAAGAACAAGAUAUUUUGAUGUUUCUAAGAAGAGCAGGUCAUACUAUGGACGGAUAUAAUGAAAGACAGCUUGGUCCUCGACCAUUGGAACCAUAA
Messenger RNA from Macrosiphum euphorbiae (potato aphid), 1581 nucleotides. Lineage: Eukaryota; Metazoa; Arthropoda; Insecta; Hemiptera; Aphididae. The record is from the annotation of a GenBank genome assembly.